Eutrema salsugineum is the source of this 820-nucleotide messenger RNA. RefSeq names its product pectinesterase inhibitor 2. Lineage: Eukaryota; Viridiplantae; Streptophyta; Magnoliopsida; Brassicales; Brassicaceae. Gene Ontology annotation, molecular function: enzyme inhibitor activity. The record is from RefSeq and is a predicted model, not a curated record. The coding region runs from base 70 to 633 and encodes 187 amino acids. The transcript has 2 exons.
AAACAACGUCAUAAAUCUGAAUAUCAACCGCAAAUUUGAAAAAAAAAAAAAACUGCCGACGGUAAGAAAAUGGCAACAUCCUCCGUCAUGUCCAGCUUCGCCGCGGCGGCAAUUACGUUGCAACUACUCCUAAUUCCAGCUGCAGCCUCCCCUCACAUGAAAUACAUUGAUGCCAUCUGUGACCGUGCCCAUGACCAAGCUUUCUGCGCUAAUACAUUGACUUCAAAUCCCCCUACGGCUGCUCCCAUUGGCCUGCAUCCAUUGGCCGAGGCCGUGAUCGCACUCGCGGUAUCCCACGCCGAGAAGACAGCGAUUUUCGUGGAUGAGACGGCGAAGAAAGAUCCAACGCUAAAGACAUCGUUCACGGAGUGCCACAAGGCUUACUUGGCCGUGGUGGCUGCUCUCAAGAGCGCAAACUUGAAGCUCAAGCAAUCUCCGGACACGGCUAAUUACGACGUCAGGGCUUCGGCCGACCACAUGAGGCGCGUGACGGAGUUGGUCGGGAAAAACAGUGACAAGGCCUCCACCACCCUCAAGGAAAUGACUCUUCAGAUGGAGAAACUCCUCGACCUUGCUGCUGGAGCCGCCGAUGCCGUUGACGACGACGAUGAGAACGUCCACCGUCGGGCCUGAUUUUUUAAACCGGUCGGGUUUUGUUUUUGUUUCACAAUACAAAAUGAAAAUAAGUAAAUGAAUAUACAUACAUAUACACAUAAACUGUGUUACGAACUUACGAUAAAUUAGUAAUUCAGUUUUUGAAAAUAUUUGGCAGAACUAAUGUGGUCAAGUUAUUUGCAUAUAAAGUUUUUUGUGUCUAUGC